Molecule: messenger RNA, 2457 nt
Organism: Somion occarium
Lineage: Eukaryota; Fungi; Basidiomycota; Agaricomycetes; Polyporales; Cerrenaceae
Source: the annotation of a GenBank genome assembly
GAUGCGGACAAUUUUUCCAACGAAGAGCCGAAGAUAAAACUCAAAGCCCUCGCCACCCAAACGUUUCCUUCUCGACCCCAGCACCCACCCAGAAGAACUACAAGUCUCCUUUUGAAUUGUAUAUCUCUGUAGUCGUACAUAGUCAUACGACUGCAGAGACUACUCUGUGCCACCAUUUCUGACCAAGCGAGAAACGACGAUCUACGUCUGUUGACCCUCGAGUGCGUUCUCUUUGACGUGUCCACUGACAUGUACUACUUGAACUCAACCUUUCUCUUUGAUCUUCUUAGGUGGUCAUCGGUUCGAGGUCUGUCUUUCAUUCAUCUUUGACAUGCUUUGUUCCUGGAGGACUCAUAAGCGCGACCACAUACAGGAGAACCUCCCUGACAGGACUAACAUCCACCGAGAUCACCCCAUCAUCUAAAAGGCCACAGCCGCUUCUGCUUCUAUUCUAUUCGUUAUCUAUCUCCUAUACACCCACCCACGCCCUUCAAGCUUUUUCCUCGCUGUACAGGGAGCGAGGAAACCUACCCCGACUGAAGUAACCCUUACAGUUACCGACACCUAUCCCGCCCGGCUCGUCACCAUCGACCGCGGCGGUAGGCUCGGUAAUUCGGGUUGAAAUACCAAGUGCCAAAAUAGCGAUUGUUUCCAAGACUUCUUUGUAUCAUUCCAACUCACUUUUGGAACCCCCACCCGUUCCGCCAGACGACGCCCCUCUAACGAUAGAGGACACGAACCUAGACUUAGACUCUUCGGCAGUCCAGACGGACUGUCUCGCUCCUCCUUUUGAAUCAAUGCCUUCGCUCGAAAUUCUUUCUCCUUGCAACACGAUAGACUUUGACUUUGACGUCAUUUCAUGCUCUCCCUCUUACGCGACUUGCACCCGUUCCUAUCAAGAAAACAAAUUCUUGACUACCGCAUUCACCAAACUGUGUGCUCUUCCUGUACCGAACAACAACAAGGACGUCCAUACCCACGCAGAUACGUCCGACGUAAUCGAAGAAGACAUUACUAUUCCUGGGCUUCCUCCGUUACUUCGUGGCCACCCCGAUGUACACCUUAGGCAUGGUGUCAUGAGGGCGGCACAAUUAGCCCUCCAACACGAAUCAGACGCUGAAAAGGCUUUUUUCGUUGGAGAUCUUUGCUAUGUUUACCAGCAACACCUUCGAUGGAAGAAGAAUCUACCAGAAAUCGAACCCUUCUUUGCUAUCAAGUGCAACCCCGACCCAUAUGUCCUCCGACUCCUCGCAGGUCUGGGAGUAGGUUUUGACUGCGCAUCGAUUGGGGAAAUAUCACAGAUCGUUGGGUUGGGUGUUGACCCUUCGAGGAUCAUAUUCGCCAAUCCAUGCAAGGCGGCUUCGUUCAUCAAACAGGCCGCUCGUGCGGGUGUUGAUAUGAUGACGUUCGACAACACCGACGAAUUGUACAAGAUUGCUCGCCUAUUCCCGAGCGCCAAACUCGUCAUUCGUAUUCUAACGGACGAUUCGAAGAGUCUAUGCCGUCUUGGGCUCAAGUUUGGUGCACCACUUGUCACUGUUCCCGGCUUGCUGGCCAAAGCGAAGGAAUUGAAGCUCGAUGUAGUUGGCGUAAGCUUCCAUGUUGGGAGUGGGUGCUACGACCCUUCGGCUUUUGCGGACGCCGUGAUGCGCGCGCGCUCUGUGUUUGAAAUGGGUCACGAAGCUGGAUAUAAUUUCACGUUACUCGAUAUCGGCGGAGGAUUCGAAGAUGCUACUUUUGAAACCACUGCUUCGACUCUCAGGGACGCCAUCGACCAGUACUUCCCAAACCGGGAGAAUAUCAGGAUCAUCGCAGAGCCCGGAAGAUACUAUGUUGCGAAGGCAUUUAGUCUGGCUACGAACGUCAUCGCUAGGCGUGCCCCACCUACUCCGGAGGGCGGAGGAUCACAAGACAUGGAUAUGGAAUCAGAGCAACCGUCUGUGAUGUACUACAUCAACGAUGGUGUGUACGGGGCAUUUAAUUGCAUCCUGUUUGACCACCAAACUCCGCAACCGUACGUGCUAUCCCUUAACGGGUCGUUCCACGUACCCUCUUCAGUCCCGAUGCGUGCGAGCAGCGUUUGGGGCCCUACUUGUGAUUCGUUGGAUUGUGUCUGCCCCGUGACGCAACUGCCGAGCACACUCCAAGUGGGGGACUGGCUUGCAUUCGACAAUAUGGGCGCGUACUCUGUCUGCGCUGCAUCUCAGUUCAACGGGUUCCAAAUCAGCAACGUUAUCUACACGUCGGGUGUGGGAUACUUGAGCGGGGAGGUGCGCAAGGUGCUGAAGGAGUUUUCCAAGGGGGAAGAGGGAGAAGAUGAGGACUGAAGGGGAUUGACUGUGACCCGAGGACAUGGACCUAUUAUUUUCUUAUGGCGUAUGGAACACGAAUGAAUGGCGAAGAGCAAAUGCGUUUUUCUGCCAUCUUCUGGGCUGAUGCUAAAGUGAGAAUUCUAGA